Molecule: messenger RNA, 474 nt
Organism: Ailuropoda melanoleuca (giant panda)
Lineage: Eukaryota; Metazoa; Chordata; Mammalia; Carnivora; Ursidae
Gene: ASDURF
Product: ASNSD1 upstream open reading frame
Exons: 4
Coding region: 1-432 (143 amino acids)
Source: RefSeq, a predicted model, not a curated record
AUGGGAAAGAGAACGGGAGGGGGUGGGGCCACGGGGAGCGCGCACGGGCUGAGGCUGAGGACUGGGAGGUAUUGGGCACUAGUGUGUGUGUGUGGGGGGAGGGGGCGGUGGUACAACUUGAGAUCAGCGCGCUCGGUAGAAAUGCCCAGCAGGGGGUCGCCGCCCGAGGACCGCGCCGGGCUGUUCUCCGCAGACCACUCGACGCUGCACAAGGAGGAUCUCAGCAGCAAGAUUAAAGAACAAAAAAUUGUUGUGGAUGAACUUUCUAACCUGAAGAAGAACAGGAAGGUAUAUAGGCAGCAACAGAACAGCAACAUAUUCUUUCUUGCAGACCGAACAGAAAUGCUUUCUGAAAGCAAAAAUAUAUUGGAUGAACUGAAAAAAGAAUACCAAGAAAUAGAAAACUCAGAGAAGACCAAAAUCAAGAAAUAGUCAACUUGAUUUCACAUAACAAUGUGUGGCAUUUGUUGUUCU